Leptopilina boulardi is the source of this 1416-nucleotide messenger RNA. RefSeq lists its product as uncharacterized. The coding region runs from base 275 to 973 and encodes 232 amino acids. Lineage: Eukaryota; Metazoa; Arthropoda; Insecta; Hymenoptera; Figitidae. The transcript has 5 exons. The record is from RefSeq and is a predicted model, not a curated record.
CUAAUACGAUCUUUAUUGUAGAUAUUUUGCCUGCACCAAUUACAGAAGCGGACUUUGUUCUGCACGAGGUGUUUUAAAAAAUGAUAUAUUUAAACUAAAAGGCCAACACAGUCAUCCACGGAUCGACAGGGAAUUACAGGAACGUGAAUUUAAGCAAGCCUUGUUUCGUGCAGUAACAACAAGUUCUGAUAGUUAUAAAAAGGUGUAUGAUAAUGUGCGCAAACAGCAUCCUGAAGCGGCUAUCACUGUGACUUUCACUAGAAUUAAAAAUUUCAUGUACAAAUGGCGAAACAGUGAUUUUCCAUCCCCCGUGCACUCCCUACUUGCUUACGUUGAGAAAGUACGAUCAGUUCAAUGGAAUCACUUAUUAGAAAGUACAAACGGUACAAUGGAUGUUUCUUUAAUUACGGGUGAAGAUUCUUCAGAAUCUUCACUAUUUCUAGAUCCCGAAUUUGUGAGAAAUACUUCUGUUAAUGGUUAUUUUAAUGUGGAUGCAACUUUUAAAGUUGUUCCCAAAACGAUUGGAUCGAUGCAGUUACUUACAAUUAUGUCUUGGAAAUACAAUAAAACUAUAUUUAUAAUUUGGGUGUUAAUGGACAGUAAGACCAUAGAAGCUUAUACAGCAGUGUUUGAAUGUAUUGUAAGAUUGAUUCCAGAAUAUGAAAUACAAGAAGUCCUGACAGACUAUGAAAAUGCCCUAAAAACAGCUUUGCGUAACGUAUUUCCGAAUAUCAUCUUACACGGUUGCUGGUUUCAUUAUAAACAAGCUUUGCUGAGGAAAGCUUUGCAGCUUAAAUUACAUGCAUUAUUAAAAACCAAUAAAGAUGCUAAACAUUUAUUAGCACUUAUAAUUGCAUUACCUCUAUUAUCUGCGCACCUUAUUCGAAAAACAUAUGAUGAAAUUUGUCAUGCACAAAGUCAAUAUAUUAAAACAAAAUUCCAAUCUUUCUUUCAAUAUUACGAGCAUCAAUGACUAAGACAAGUAACGCCACAAGUUUUUACUAUACACAUGGCAAUACAUCGAACAAAUAAUUCAAUAGAAUCGUACCAUAAAACGUUAAAAGAUAAACUUGGAAUUAAUUCUCCAAUGUGGGUCUUUACUAGUAGAGAACUUAAUAAACAUAUAUGACGGUUACAAAAUGGACUUGGUAUCUGUUGCAAAGGGAUAUACAGUUAAUAGACAGCCAAAAAUUAUAACUACUAAAGAGCAGUUAUUAUUGCAAAACGCGUGGACCACAUUUAGUCAACCAAAUGGAUUUCAUCCUAUUCAAUUUUUGGAGCACGCUCUAAAUAUAAAAUUUAAUACUGUAGAUGCGUACUUUACUCUUUUUGAGGAUCAGUAAUUUACAUUUUACAGUCUUAUAAAUUAUAAUUUUUCAAAAUUGUAAUGCUGUGUAAUAAACUUUAUCAACAUGU